GCAGCGGAGAAAAAACGCUGUCGGGACGCGCGGAGGAGAAAGCGGCGGACAGCCCGGUUCGUCCCGGCUGGAAGACGUCCAGCUGGCCGGGGGAGCAGAACAAGGCUGCACAGGAUAGAGGACACAGUGAGGGACAGCUGGAAUAGUCUCAUAAAGCCCAACCCUGCUGGAUCAUGGGUAAUCAUAAUGGCAGAGACAGCAAUGCCCCCACAGGUUCUCCUUUAGAUUUCUUCCACACGCCUCCCACCACACCCACCCAGGCAGAGCUGACAGCCAUGGCCUUAUCCUCUGCAGCCUCCCCGGAGAAGUCUCAGACUCCGUCGCCGGCCGGCACCGCCACCCCCUCCUCCUCCGCCUCCCCGGCGGCAGAGUGGACGCAGAAGCUGUCAGCGGGUCCGUCCGAGUGGGCCGUGAUCAGCGUGGACGGCGCCCCCCCGUCUGAGAAUAAUGUCAGCGAUGCGGCUCCGGCCAGGCGGGAGAAGUCGGCGGUCCGGCUGGGCAGUCCGGCGUCGUCUUCGCUGCUGCUUUCCAGAGGAUCGACGCCAGAGGAGAGCUGGCAGGAGAGGGACAGCGGGCUGGAGCCACAGGCUGCCGCAGAGAGAGCCGGGGAUGAGAUGACCUUGGUCUUACUCAGCCUGAUGGAGCACUACAGAACCUCACUGGGCCUGACCCCCAACACCGACGUCACCACAGGGGCAGUGGAGCUGCUUCGACGCUUGAUAACGGAGAGAGAGGAGCUGGUAGAGGAGGUGGAGACACUCAGGGAGACGCUCAGGACAGAGAGGCUGGAGUGGCAUCAGUUCCAGUCCGACCUGCAGGUGGCGGUGUCUGUGGCCGACCGGCUCCGUAUGGAGUCAGACCAGGCCCUGGCCUCGCUCCAGGAGAGCCACCGGGUCGUGGGGGAGAAGCUGGCUCAGGCCCUCAGCAAGCAGCAGGAGACGGACCGGGAGCUCCAGCGGCUAAGAGCCGAGCACAAAGACGUCUGUCGCAAACUGACUGAACUCAGCCUACUCUGA
Messenger RNA from Salarias fasciatus (jewelled blenny), 1016 nucleotides. RefSeq lists its product as uncharacterized. Bases 174 to 1016 code for a protein of 280 amino acids. NCBI's taxonomy places the organism in Eukaryota, Metazoa, Chordata, Actinopteri, Blenniiformes, Blenniidae. The transcript has 6 exons. The record is from RefSeq and is a predicted model, not a curated record.